CACAUUCUAACAGUUAGUCGCAAAACAGCCGGCGUAGUGGUCACACGGUUUAGCAAUGGAGUUCCUGAGCACAGAAUGUGCUGCGCGGUCGGCAGGACCUGCGAAUACCCUAAUGACUUUGCUGUUACAGACUUUGAUAGCGAAAUUUUGUGGAUUAAGUGAUCACAAUCGAUGGCCAGAGGAUUAUGGCGCGCGCAUUGAGAGAGAAGGUCUUGAUGAUUAUGACUUCAUUGUGGUGGGUUCAGGCUCCGCAGGCGCGGUUGUUGCCGGCAGACUUAGUGAAAACCCUAACUGGAAGGUGCUUUUGCUAGAGGCGGGUGGCGAUCCUCCCAUUGAAACGGAGUUUGUUGGCUGGCAUAUUACCACGCAGUUCACGAACUGGGAUUGGCAGUAUCAUGCGGAACCGAAUGGCAAGUCCUGCAUGGCGAUGGAGGGCGGCAAAUGUCAUUGGCCGCGUGGAAAGAUGCUUGGCGGCACUAACGGCAUGAAUGCGAUGAUUUAUGCGCGCGGCACGCGCGCUGAUUUCGACGACUGGCGCAAUCGUGGCAAUCCAACUUGGGGCUAUGAUGAUGUCUUGCCAUAUUUCCGCAAAGCGGAAGAUUUACGCUCAACCAGCGCUGACUUCAAAGAGGGUGAUUUCGGUAAAGGUGGACCCAUGGGCUUGAACCGUUAUGUGUCGGACAACGAGUUCCGUAGUACGAUACGUGAGGGUAUGGCGGAAAUGGGUUACGGCAGUUCGCCGGCUUUUACCGAGGGCUCUUGGGUGGGUCAGAUUGAUAUUUUGGGCACACAAGAUGGCGGACGUCGCAUAACGACGGCACAUUCACAUUUACCGAAAGAUCGUAAAAAUCUACAUGUCGUGCGGUAUGCGCACGUUAAACGCGUCAACUUUGAUGAACAUUUGCGUGCAACCGGCGUAACUUUUGUCCUAAACGGAACGACAGAGCAUGUUGCAAGGGCUAAGAAGGAAGUAGUGCUGUCUGCUGGCUCGAUCGGCACACCACAAAUACUAAUGCUUUCAGGUGUUGGACCCAAAGAGCACUUGAAGCAAUUAGGUAUACCGGUACUUUUGGAUUUGCCGGUAGGUCAAAAUCUUAAGGAUCACGCCAGUUUGCCGGUGGUUUUCCAAAUUGACAAGUCCGUUGCACGCAAACCAACUGAUGAAGAGCUCGUCGACGCCAUGUACAAUUUAUUGAUGGGGCGUUACAGCAAGCUGCUGCAUCAUGAAGCCACAGCGCUGACCGGUUUCAUUAAUACUACUUCAUUGCAUGGUCCCAACCCCGAUAUUCAAACCACAAACUUCUUCAGUUUAAUGCAAAGUCCGGAACUUAAAGGUUAUGUAGCUGCGACAGGAUUCAAUGAGCGCGUAGCGAAGUCUAUACUUGCAGCUAAUGAAUUCACCAACACCUACAUCACAUAUUUGUUGCACUUGAAACCUUACUCAGUGGGUCAUCUGGAACUGCGCAGUGCCGACUAUUUGGACAAACCGAAAAUCUAUCCAAAUUACAUGUCCGAUGAGCGCGACGUCCAUACAUAUAUACGCGCAUUGAACAUCUACUCCAAACUACCAGAGACCGAAGCUUUCAAGAAGCGCGAAACUGCGCUACAUAAAAUCGAUUUGGAUGCUUGCAACAAGUUCGUCUACCAAUCGGAUGAAUAUUGGCGUUGCUAUAUUAAUCACAUGACCACAACAGUCUAUCAUCCAGUGGGCACGGCAAAAAUGGGUGCUGAGGGAGAUGCCACAGCGGUGGUGGACUGGCGCCUCCGUGUGCAUGGUGCUAAGGGUUUGCGCGUGGUCGACGCCAGUAUUAUGCCAGACAUCGUGGCCGCUAAUACGAAUGCGGCCAUAAUUAUGAUUGGCGAGAAGGCUGCCGACAUGAUCAAAGAAGACUGGACGGAAAAACACACUGAGUUGUAAUGAGUCCUAAUGGUGCGAUUUAGUAUAUUUCUUAUCUGUUAAGAUUAUUUUUUUUAUGUUUGUUUGUAUGCCGUAAACAUUUUUGUUAAAUAAAGUAAUUAU
Molecule: messenger RNA, 2020 nt
Organism: Bactrocera neohumeralis
Lineage: Eukaryota; Metazoa; Arthropoda; Insecta; Diptera; Tephritidae
Product: glucose dehydrogenase [FAD, quinone]
Exons: 4
Coding region: 56-1918 (620 amino acids)
Molecular function (GO): flavin adenine dinucleotide binding; ecdysone oxidase activity
Source: RefSeq, a predicted model, not a curated record